CAUUUAUUUUCAAGUCGGAACCAAACAGCGCAACCACGUUGUUUCUGACCGGGAGCAUUUAGCGGCUGGUACAAUUCAAGACCAGCUAGUAUGCUAUGCUAGCCUUUAGCUAACCUGUCUGUCUUACGAUUUAACUGACAGCAUUGUUUUACUUCAACAUUUAGGUUAUCGAGAUGGACAACAGUGAAGAGCCCAAAGAAACCCCGGACCGGUCCGACCUGGUUUCUGAGGACGGCAAGAACAGCAAGACUGUGGUGUGUCAACGCUGCGGAUCCAAGGUGCUGUGCCCGGGGAUGGCUGUGUUAGCAGAGAAAGAGCUGUUCCUACCAUCCAUGCGGAAAAAGAGCGGCCUCAGCACCACAGAGGGCUCAGUGGACGGGGACACUCUGACCGCCCACUGGUUUGUGGAUGACAUGUACACUUUUGAGAAUGUGGGGUUCACUAAGGACGUGGGCAGAAUCAAGUAUCUCAUCUGUGCAGAUUGUGAGAUCGGACCAAUCGGCUGGCACUGUUUGGAUGACAAGAAAAGUUUCUACGUCGCUCUGGAGAGGGUGAAUCAUGCAUAGUCUAAAUGCACAUUUGAGCCCACAUGAACUUUAAAAAAUGUGUUGGCAGGCUAUGCAUUUUUUUGGAUUUAUUCCCCGAGUUCACCCCAACCUAAUCCAUCACUCACACACACUUACAUAUACUGUCAUGUGUACAUUGUUUAUGAUGAUAACAGGACUGUGUCACUCACUCUCAUUCUCCUCUAUCAUACCGACAACAGUAUGAGCUCUUCUAUUAAAGAUGUUUUUGGGAAGCAGAUGUUGAAUACCAUUCUGCAGCAGCUGUUUCCUGGAUAAUGUGAUGUAAAUUCUUUCAUCUCAGUGUCUUUUAACCAAUAAAAAAAAUUAUUGUCAGAUUAAUGAGAUGAAAAUCAAUCCUAACAUGAGUUAGGGUUUGUUUGAUUUAUAAAAAUACAAAAAUGUAAAAGAUCAGAUUGAUCAUAAAGAUCAUAAAUUGACUAAAGAUUGAGUAACUUACAAUUUUGAUAAUUGAUGAAUCUUUAAAGUCACUUGAAAAUACAAAGCAUUCACUAAUUCCAGCUUCACAAAUAUGAGUAUUUAUUGCUUUACUUUGUUAUUGUUUUUAAUCAUUGUAAAUGUAAUACUUUUUGGUUUUAUAUAUUUGGUCAAACAGAAGCAGGUUGAAGAUGAUAGGUGGGGCUCUGUGAACUUGUGAUGGGCAUUUUUCACUAUUUUAUAAGUUAAUCAAUUCACUGAAAACAUUUUCGAUAGAUUAUUAAAUACUGCAAACAAUCAUUUGUUGCAGCCCUAAACAAGUUACUCACUGUUGAUAAAAAAAUCAGGUCCCCCGACAUCUCUUUCAUGAGACAAUGUUGUGAGUUCUCUGGCUUAUCCACAGAAGACCUCACUAUUACCUGCACAUAAUACUCACUGAAGAAAUACUCCUUAUGCAAACAGUUUUCAGCCUGGGUGAAUCAGCCAUUAAAAAUCUCCAUUCAUUA
Molecule: messenger RNA, 1507 nt
Organism: Sebastes umbrosus (honeycomb rockfish)
Lineage: Eukaryota; Metazoa; Chordata; Actinopteri; Perciformes; Sebastidae
Gene: rabif
Product: RAB interacting factor
Exons: 3
Coding region: 174-566 (130 amino acids)
Biological process (GO): post-Golgi vesicle-mediated transport; small GTPase-mediated signal transduction
Cellular component (GO): membrane; cytosol
Molecular function (GO): guanyl-nucleotide exchange factor activity; zinc ion binding
Source: RefSeq, a predicted model, not a curated record